Molecule: messenger RNA, 7988 nt
Organism: Thamnophis elegans (Western terrestrial garter snake)
Lineage: Eukaryota; Metazoa; Chordata; Lepidosauria; Squamata; Natricidae
Gene: DAAM1
Product: dishevelled associated activator of morphogenesis 1
Exons: 26
Coding region: 907-4146 (1079 amino acids)
Biological process (GO): actin cytoskeleton organization
Cellular component (GO): stress fiber
Molecular function (GO): actin binding; small GTPase binding
Source: RefSeq, a predicted model, not a curated record
UUUGCAGAAUAGCUUGACUCCCUCUUCUUUGAGGCAACCCCUGAGAUAUUGGAACACUAUCGUGUCUCACCUAAUCCUUCUUAUAAUGAAGAUAAUAUUUCCUGCUUUUGGUCCCAAUAAGGAGGUGAGACAAAAUAAAUCCCAAAUUGAAACUUUUCAAUCGGACGUAUAAAGUCACGCACGCUUGAGUGAAGUUUGUUUACUGAAAAACAAACACCGUGGACUCCAGCGAGGCUUAAAUUCAGAAAAGGAACCUGUAUUAUAUCGUUUGACCUCCUCAAAAUCAGCCCUUCCAAUUAACCGCACUCAAAUCACCUUUAUCCACCACCAAAGGGAAGCAAGGAAAAAGCAAUGAUUGGUGUAUCUCUCUCUUCCGCCUCGCAGCCCCGUCGCCGAUCCCAAACAUCCCCGCCCGGCUGAAUAUAUCGAGCGCGGCUUUUGGUUCGGGAAACGUGAACAUACCCGAGCUGGUGUGGUUCAGAGGGGGGGAACCCCUGAAAAACCGGGAGAGAAAGUGGGGGCGCGCAGGGCUUUUUGGGAAAGGUAGUCCUUGGCAUACAGCUGCCUGUAGCCAAGAACUCGGUCCGGACUCUAUCUCCCAGAGGCGCACUAGGCAGCGGGCUGGUAGGAGGCUUUCUCUGUACGAGCCUCCCUGACGUCGUUUCAGAUUCACAUUGCAUCCUAUCAGGCCAAAAGGCGAUGAUGUCACCUGCGGGCUUGUGUGAGGCAGCAAGACCGGAGUUACUCCUGCUGGCGGCAGCGGAGGAAGCCAGCCUGCCUUAACUAGCACCCAUUGUAAACCGAGCGAGGAACUGGAGCGGGCGGCGGCGGCGGCGGCGGCUCCAGAAGGAUGCACGGGGGCUUCAGGAUUUAGUGUCUAGAAAGAAAGAUAGUAAGGAUUGCACCAUGGCUCCGAGAAAAAGGAGUGGGCGAGGGAUCUCUUUUAUCUUCUGCUGCUUCCGAAGUAAUGAUCACCCAGAAAUCACGUACCGGCUGCGGAAUGACAGCAAUUUCGCCCUGCAAACCAUGGAGCCCGCAUUGCCCAUGCCUCCGGUGGAGGAGCUGGAUGUUAUGUUUAGUGAGCUUGUGGAUGAACUUGACCUUACGGAUAAGCAUAGAGAAGCCAUGUUUGCUCUACCAGCAGAAAAGAAAUGGCAGAUCUAUUGCAGUAAGAAAAAGGACCAAGAAGAAAAUAAAGGGGCCACGAGCUGGCCUGAAUUUUACAUUGAUCAGCUUAAUUCCAUGGCUGCUAGAAAGUCAUUGAUCGCUUUGGAAAAAGAAGAUGAAGAGGAACGAAACAAAACCAUAGAGAGUUUGAAAACAGCACUAAGGACCAAACCUAUGAGGUUUGUAACUCGAUUCAUUGAUCUGGAUGGCUUGUCAUGCAUUCUGAACUUCCUGAAGAGCAUGGACUAUGAGACUUCAGAAUCUCGAAUCCAUACCUCUCUCAUUGGGUGCAUCAAAGCCCUGAUGAACAACUCUCUUGGGAGAGCCCAUGUCCUGGCCCACUCAGAGAGUAUUAAUGUAAUUGCUCAGAGUCUGAGCACUGAAAACAUUAAGACUAAGGUGGCGGUGCUGGAAAUCAUGGGCGCUGUGUGCCUGGUUCCUGGGGGUCACAAAAAGGUACUAGAGGCCAUGGUGCACUACCAAAAAUAUGCCAGUGAACGGACUCGCUUUCAGACAUUAAUAAAUGAUUUGGAUAGAAGUACGGGACGAUACCGAGAUGAAGUAAGCCUCAAGACCGCCAUUAUGUCUUUUAUCAAUGCUGUUCUAAGCCAAGGAGCUGGAGUGGAAAGUCUGGACUUCAGACUCCACCUUAGAUAUGAAUUCCUCAUGCUUGGAAUUCAGCCUGUAAUUGAUAAGUUAAGAGAACAUGAAAAUUCCACAUUAGAUAGGCAUUUAGACUUUUUUGAAAUGCUCCGAAAUGAAGAUGAGUUGGAGUUUGCCAAAAGAUUUGAACUGGUUCAUAUAGAUACAAAAAGUGCAACCCAGAUGUUUGAGCUCACAAGAAAGAGAUUGACUCAUACAGAAGCCUACCCGCAUUUUAUGUCUAUACUUCACCAUUGCCUCCAAAUGCCUUAUAAGAGAAACGGCAACACUGUCCAGUACUGGUUACUGCUGGAUCGUAUUAUACAACAAAUAGUUAUUCAAAAUGAUAAAGGGCAGGACCCUGACUCAACACCCCUGGAGAACUUUAAUAUCAAAAAUGUUGUCCGAAUGUUGGUGAAUGAAAAUGAAGUGAAACAAUGGAAAGAACAAGCAGAAAAAAUGAGAAAAGAACACCAUGAGCUACAGCAGAAGUUGGAAAAGAAAGAGCGAGAGUGUGAUGUCAAGACUCAAGAGAAAGAGGAGAUGAUGCAGACCUUAAACAAGAUGAAGGAAAAGCUUGAAAAAGAACUCUCGGAGCAUAAACAAGUGAAACAGCAAGUGGCAGACCUCACGGCACAGAUCCAUGAGCUUAGUAGGAGAGCAAUAUGUGCUCCAGUCCCUGGAGGACCCCCUCUGCCACCCGGUGCCCCCGGGGGGCCAUUACCUACAGGGUCUCUAGGAGCUCUCCUGCCAGUUCCUCCUCCACCCCCUCCUCCUGGGGCAAUGCUGCCACCUCCUCCUCCACCCCCUCCUCCUGGGGGUCCACCUCCUCCUCCAGGGCCCCCACCAAUUGGAGGCCUGACUCCAGCUCCAGGAGCUCCUUUGGGAUCAGCACUCAAGAGGAAAAACAUCCCUCAACCCACACAUGCCCUCAAAUCCUUCAACUGGUCCAAAUUGCCUGAGAACAAGUUGGAAGGUACUGUGUGGACUAGCAUUGAUGAUGCCAAGGUAUUUAAGGUGCUAGACCUUGAAGACCUUGAAAGAACAUUCUCCGCUUACCAAAGGCAACAGGACUUCUUUGUGAACAAUAAUUCAAGACAGAAAGAAGACUCGAUUGAUGAGACACUGAGUUCCAGGCAUAAAGUCAAGGAGCUUUCAGUAAUAGAUGGUCGGAGGGCUCAGAACUGCAAUAUUCUGCUCUCAAGACUUAAACUAUCAAAUGAUGAAAUUAAACGUGCAAUUUUAACAAUGGAUGAACAGGAGGACCUGCCAAAGGAUAUGCUUGAACAGCUUUUAAAAUUUGUUCCUGAAAAAGCUGACAUUGACCUUCUGGAAGAACACAAGCAUGAGUUGGAUCGGAUGGCCAAAGCUGACAGAUUUCUCUUUGAAAUGAGCAGGAUAAAUCAUUAUCAGCAAAGGCUUCAGUCCUUAUAUUUUAAGAAGAAGUUUGCUGAGAGAGUUGCUGAAGUUAAACCAAAAGUUGAAGCAAUUCAAACUGCUUCCAUCCAAGUAUUCCAGAGCAAAAGCCUGAAGCAGCUGCUUGAAGUGGUUUUGGCUUUUGGCAACUACAUGAACAAGGGCCAGAGAGGGAAUGCUUAUGGCUUUAAAAUUUCUAGCCUGAACAAGAUUGCAGAUACCAAAUCUAGCAUUGACAAGAACAUUACCUUGUUGCACUAUCUCAUCACAAUCAUAGAAAAAAAAUAUCCCAAAGUAUUCAGCUUACAUGAAGAAUUAAAAGAUGUCCCUGGAGCCGCCAAAGUAAAUAUGACUGAACUGGAGAAGGAUAUUGGCAACUUGAGGAGUGGGCUCAGAGCUGUGGAGACAGAACUGGAAUACCAAAAAUCCCAGCCUUCCAAUCCAGAGGACAAGUUUGUUUCUGUGGUUAGCCAAUUCAUCACUUUGGCCAGCUUCAGCUUCUCAGACGUAGAAGAUCUUCUAGCAGAAGCCAAAGAACUGUUUAUCAAGGCAGUGAAGCAUUUUGGAGAAGAUUCUGGCAAAACACAACCAGAUGAGUUCUUUGGAAUCUUUGACCAGUUCCUUCAAGCUGUAAAUGAGGCUAAACAAGAGAAUGAAAACAUGAGGAAGAGGAAAGAAGAAGAAGAGCGACGGGCACGCAUGGAAGCUCAGCUCAAGGAACAGCGAGAAAGGGAGCGCAAGGCUAGGAAGGCAAAAGAAAACAGUGAAGAAGGUGGAGAGUUUGAUGACCUGGUCUCCGCUUUGAGGUCCGGGGAAGUCUUUGACAAAGACCUUUCUAAAUUGAAGCGCAAUCGCAAACGCAUCACUAAUCAGCUGGCAGACGGGAGUCGCGAGAGACCCAUCACAAAACUCAACUUUUGAACAUCGUCUUUUUAAAGAGUGUUAGGGGGAGAAAAGAAACCUGACCAAUAAUCUGGUAAAACCUGGUCCCUUUUUUUUUUGCCUUCUGCCUUGGUGGUCACACAGUGGCAUCUUUCCUCCCCAACCCCGCAUGUCUGCGUGAGCGGGUGUUAAAGGAAGCAUAUGUGGGUGUAUAUGUGCUGUAGAUACAAGUCUCUUUGGGUGGAUGGAGACCAAAAGGGUGUGUGUGGAGACGCUUGUAAGCACGCACGGUUGCUACUGCUUGAACGAAUGUUCCCUUUUCUACCGAUUAUAGUGGUAUUCCACAAGCAGCUUCUCCAUUUCAAAAGCACAAACGUUGGAGAGGGAGGCUGAUAAGAGGCAGAAACGGGGGGGGGGCGGGGGAUGAGGGAGGCUGAAUAAUAACAUUCAGCUCGGCUUAUUGGGGUCUUUGAGGCCGAUACUGAGGGGGAAAUAGGUGCAGGGUGACCCAAGAUCAUCUUGACCUGGAUGGACCUACCUUGAGUGACUCAUCACUGCUGGGAAUACAGUGGCAAAAAGUCCAUUAGAAACUCUUCUUAUUCAGCCUGAACUGCAUCGCUCAGAAAAGAAAAAUACUAUCUUCUGUGUCUAUUAUUACCUAAAACUUGAACAUCCCUUGUAAUUCUUGUGCUGGCUCCUUUUGUUCCCUAAUCUCUCUUUUUCAUUCUUUCCCAGCACUUUUGGACUCCUUGAGGAGAUUUUCAUUACUGUAAUAAUGCACCUAUAGAAUUAAUUUGUUUUCUUAUUGAAGACCAAUGGGGAAUUGGGGAGGGGAGGGCUCUCUCUUUUGGGGGGAAAAAUGGAUCCAAGAAUCUAUGUGUUCAUUCUGUUUUGUUUUGAUUCCCUGUCCAGCAAGACAAACUAUAUUCUCUGUAAAUGUAGGUCAGAAAUUACUCUGGGCCAGUUCCGUUUUGUAACAGUUGUCUAAUCAGCAGUGAUUCCAGAAGAGCCUUGGGGAGGGGGGGAUUGGGGGCAUACCUGCAGAUAUUGGGCACUAUAUGUAAUCCUCCAUAGGUGCCCACGAAAGUUUAAAGAGCUAAGUUUUUAGUCAAGCAGUACCAGGAGCGGACCAAGUGAAUGUAGUGCCUCGAGUUUUUUAAGAGUUUAGCUGAGAAUUGCUGCCAUGAAAAAUAAAGGUGGCUCUUACUAAGUAAGCAGUGAGGUUCAUGUCCUCUCCUGAUGAUCCUAUGGCCUUGGGUUGAUUGGCAGCACACAGAGGCCUUUGUUUGCAGAACAAGCAUAGGUAAAACUUAUUUCAAAGUUUGCCCUUUGUCCCAAAGGAAACAGCUUUGGUCAAAGGCUUUGAUGAACUCCAGAGCUGAGGAGAGAGAUUUAAGGACCAAAUGUGUCAUGCAGAGCAGCAGGAACGCCCCCCUCCCUCAAAAUUAUAUUGCUAUUCAUGUUUUUCUUGCAGAAGUGUUAAGCAGAGCUACCUAUAAAAAAUGUUGAUCCAAAAUCUUUAAAAAAAAAUCACAAAAAAACAAAAACAAAAAAAAAACAUCAGAUUGCUCAGGGAGUAAUUAAUAAUUUAAAAACAAUAGUAAUACAAAGAAAUUGGAAAGAUGUUUUUAAAAUGCCAAUUUUUUAUAGCGUGGCUUAAUCUUAUAGAGAAUAUUGAAGACUGUUACUUUUUGCUCUUUUUUUCCCUCUUUUAUUUAUUUGUGGGAUUUCUCUUGCGUGGCUUUUUUUUUUUAACCAUCCUCAUAUUGUUAUCUGAAAUUGAACAGGGAUUUUGUUUAUUUUAUUUUAAUUUUUUUUUGUCCUUGCACUAGAUAGUUAAUGCUGUUUGAAACUUUUUUUGUGGGGGUGGGAGGGAACUAGUAAAAGUGGGGAAUUGGGGAAUUGGAAUAGCACUUUUCCUCAUGUGAACUGUAAAAGAAAUGUGCGGUUUUGUAUUAAAAAAAAAACUAGUUUGUACAAAAUACAGUUCUUGUUGCCGGGAUCCCCAGAUCCUUUUGCAGUCUGAAAGCUGUGAAGAUCACACCACAGAGAGCUGUCAGAGAGAUCUGUUUGUUUGUGCGUGUGGGUAUGUAGGCACGUGCAUGUAUUAUUAUUUUUUGAACUGUCAUUUUUCUUAAACUGCAGCCUUUUUCAAUAAACUGUACACCUGGAUGGCUCGUCAAAUACCUUGCAAAACAGUCAGAGUGAGAAUGCUGAUUAUCUGAGUCCUUGAAGAGAGCAGCUGAGCAAAAGCUUUGCUCCAGCAGAAAGCAUCCAAGUUGGUCAUAACUGUUACUUAAAACUAAAGUGCCUCUCUUUUAUAUGUAUAUAUUGUAUUUAUAGAUGGAAGAAAAUUGGGUUAGAUACAAUUUUUAGGGCGUUGAGGAUGAGAAAGAGCUCAGAUAGAUCAGAGGGUGCAUUGAAAUGAAACGUGAAUAAAGACAAAGCCAGCAUUAUUUUGAAUAUAAAACGAGCAGAAAAGUGCUGUAGCGUUCAGUCUCCUCGUGAAGACCAGCCCUGCAAUCCAAUAGGCAUUUAAGAAUUCGGCACGCUUUCUACGACCAUAGAAAGUGUCUUGCUGAAAAGUGAGUACCUUUAUUUCCAGCCCCCACUUCCACCCCACCCCCCAGGACUGAUUCACAUUCCCAUUAGGAAGCCUUUUACAUGGAGUAGACACAGCUGAGGCAGUGUUUGGAUUUUCCAGUGGAGUUAUCCAGAAAUACACAACAAGCUGGACAAUUACUUAUUGUCCAUUUUUUUCAGCAAGGUUAUUUGUGUGCAUCUGUAAGAUAGGCACACAUUCAUUUUGGGAGGAUCCCUAUCAGCUUACCUUGUUUAAUCAUCCUACUGUAAAUUGGAUGGGAUUAGUCAGAAGGUGAAAGUGAAAGGCAGUGCAAAUUAAAGUGGAAGCCCUUAAAGUUCCCAGCCUUGGCAACUUUAAGAUAUGUGGACUUCAACUCCUACAGCUGGCGGAUGAAUUCUGUGAGUCGAAGCCCUUAAAUCUUAAAAUUAGAAGCCCUUAAAAUUAGAUUUAAAAUAGUUAAGAAAUACUUCUUUAAAGAAACAGCAAUUUUGGUUCUGGCUUGAAAACUCUGUAAUACUCAAUGCUGAUCUGUUCAAAGCCAGUCAAAAGAAAGACAAUGUUUUAUUUGGAUCCAGAAUAAAUCUGGGCUCAUUAGUCAAGCACAUCACUUGUAGGAUUUUGCCCCUGCCCACUCCACACCAACCCAAAAACCUUCUUUGGCAUUUAGUACAUCAAGUAUCAAAUUGAGACAGCUGACUGAUUUGUGUUGUGCUGUCAGAAAUAUCUUCAAGGGGAAGUUGUUUUCUGUUUUGUAGGUUGGAUUACUGGAUCUCCCUGGAUUUCUCGCAAUCUCUACUGCACGGAUUACAAAGCAAAGGAAGCAAGGAUCCAGUGAAAACCAUUCCUUGUGCUUCCAAAUUAAACUUGAUCUGCAACAAGCCUUAUUUGGAAGGCUGCAUUUGCAAAUUCUUUGUGCUUGUGUGAGAGAGGGUUUUUUUUUUGUUCUUGUUUGUUUUCUUAAAUAAAUGUACAGGUUAAUCCCAUGUGCCAUUUGUUGUAAAUUACAUUUUUUGACUGGUGCUGGUGGAAGUAGCCACUCUAUUUUCAUUAUAAUUUUCCUCUUUGCAUUGCUCCUGGGUGUGUAAUUAAAACAAAAUAAUGCCAAAAAAGAGAGAGGAAAAAAAAGUGAUAGUUUGUAAACUGAAAUAUACUAAGUAGAUUAGGAGUAGCAAACCAUGUAGUGGAUCUUAGAUACACAGAUGUUUUUAGCUAGCAGGAAACGAUGUGUAUGUUGCAAGACUGUACAUUUUUUAAAGAAAAACAACAAUAUGCAAUAAAGAGUAUACAUAAAAUUUAA